UAUUUCAUGUCGGUGACAGCUAAAUUACUACUUUUCUAUAUGAUUUUGGAGGAAAAACUUGAUUGUAGAAGGAACAUUGGCUCUGGGGAGACUUUCUGAACGUUCUGUUAAACUGAGCCUGUGACCACUUCUAUGUAGGGCCUGGGCUGGACCAAGAGUUCACAUCUGGUGGCCUUAACUCCCUGCUGGAUCUAGGGUUUUGAGCUGUCAUGAAGGCAGGGGAUGUUGAAAUUGAACCUUUAGUCUGUUGUCUCCCAGUCCCAGCGUGAGGGUCCCAGCAGGAGGUCGAUGUGGGAUAGGUGGAGAUUGAGGCUGGGAACUCCUCCCGUGCCCUCCUCUACACACUCCUCCUGUGAAUCUGGUGAUUAGUGGUAUCAGAGUCUGGGAGAGAGAGGAUUCUGACUGACUAAGCCCAGCUGCUGGUUAGUCUGCGUUUUAUUAGAAGACACAUUCACUGAGGAGCAAAGCAAAGCAGACUUUCACUUCCAAGAAUACAGUGGAAGAAAGUGGUAAUUCAGCUAGGCAACUAGCUGACCAGAAGACUGAGGAAGACUCUGUCCUUGCCCUCAGUCUCUUACAGAAAAUCCUCAAAGCGAUUCCUACCUCCAUGCCCACAGUGAUGCCAAUGAUGAUAGACAUGAAGGAGAAGCUUUAAAACAAAUAUAGUGCAAAGGGACUCAAUGUCAUUAAAAAGUAAACACAGAACCAGCUCUGGGUAGGACUGGGCAGGAAAGCCCUUCUAUCCUGGAGCAGACUCAGAGGACAGAAGGCAUGUGGUGGAGCAGGGAGUUUCAUUCCAGAUGGAAAGGAGGUAGUGGUCAAAAGGAGCACCCUGUUGUCAGGAGGUGGACUGGGUGCCUCUUCAAGACCAGAGUGGGAGGCAGGGUGACCUGUGGAUUGAGAGAUGCGGGUCAUGCAUGCUGGACUGGGGGCUGGCUGUCUCGCCUAUGGCAUAGCUUUGGUGACUGGGCUCAUCUUGGUCAGAUUCAGUGUUCUUCAUAUAUUGUGUAUAUUCUAAAAAAAAUAAUUAGCCCUGACCAUGUUGGGGGAACAGGAGAGCAUGAACCCUUCCUGGUCAUGUUCUGGAGGCUGUCAACAGGAGGGGAGUCAUUUCUCUACCCGGAACUGUUUCCACUUUUUGAGGUCAGUGGUAGUGUUAUCUCUCUUUUGUUCUCUAGAUUUCAGAAGGAACAAGUACUCAAAACUAAAUGUUGGGGAAUUACUCUGGUGCCACUGAAUUUUAUCUCUUAGGCUUCCCUGGCUCUCAAGAAUUACGCCAUGUAUUGCUAGCUACCUUCAUCCUUUUCUACUCAGUGACAGUAAUGGGAGACACAGUCACCACUGUGAUUGUCUGUGUUGAUAAACGUCUGCAGUCCCCCAUGUAUUUCUUCCUCGGGCACCUCUCUGUCCUAGAGAUCCUGAUCAUAUCUGUUGCCGUCCCCUUGAUGCUCUGGGGAUUGCUGCUCCCUGGGAUGCAGGCAAUAUCUUUGAUAGCUUGUGGUGUGCAACUAUAUCGGUACCUUUCUUUGGGUACAUUAGAGUUUGCAUUACUGGGAGCGAUGGCUGUGGACCGUUACGUGGCCGUGUGCAACCCUUUGAGGAACAACGUCAUCAUGAACAGCCGCACCUGCAACAUUGUGGUGACUGUGUCGUGGGUGUUUGGGUUCCUUUUUGAAAUCUGGCCAGUUUAUGCCACAUUUCAGCUUUUCUACUGCAAAUCAAAUAUGGUAAACAAUUUUUUCUGUGGCAGAGGGCAGUUGCUCAAAUUGUCCUGCAAUGAUACUCUUUUCAUAGAGUUUAUCCUCUUCUUAAUGGCUGUUUUCGUUCUUUUUGGUUCUUUGAUCCCUACAAUUGUCUCCUACACCUACAUCAUCUCCACCAUCCUCAAGAUCCCCUCAGCCUCUGGCCGCAGGAAAGCCUUCUCCACAUGUGCCUCCCACUUCACCUGUGUGGUGGUCAGCUAUGGCGGCUACUUGUUCCUCUACGUGAAGCCCAAGCAAGCCCAGGCAGCCAACUACAACGGGGUUGUUUCCCUAAUGGUUUCAGUAGUGGCUCCUUUCCUCAACCCUUUCGUCUUCACCCUCCGAAACGACAAAGUCAUAGAGGCACUUCGAGAUGGAGUGAAGCGCUGCUGUCAUCUGUUCAGGAACUAGUCUUGCCCUAAGGCAUAUCACUUCUUAACAUCUUCUGGAUUCUAGAAUGAUCUGAAAAGUACUUAUCUCUGUGUUGCAUCGUAAUCGUCAUCAAAUAAUCUGUGUGCAACAGAAGCCUUUUAAGUUACGGUAGUUUUCCAGAAAUUGACACAGCAUUGUAAACUGAGUAUACUUCAAUGCAAAAGAAUGCAAAUUUAAAAAAAGUAAAAGAAAGAGAUGAUAAGUAAGA
Messenger RNA from Camelus dromedarius (Arabian camel), 2382 nucleotides. Its product is annotated as olfactory receptor 9A4. The coding region runs from base 1209 to 2153 and encodes 314 amino acids. Lineage: Eukaryota; Metazoa; Chordata; Mammalia; Artiodactyla; Camelidae. The transcript has a single exon. Gene Ontology annotation, molecular function: G protein-coupled receptor activity; olfactory receptor activity. The record is from RefSeq and is a predicted model, not a curated record. Gene Ontology annotation, biological process: G protein-coupled receptor signaling pathway. Gene Ontology annotation, cellular component: membrane.